Molecule: messenger RNA, 555 nt
Organism: Acanthosepion pharaonis
Lineage: Eukaryota; Metazoa; Mollusca; Cephalopoda; Sepiida; Sepiidae
Source: the annotation of a GenBank genome assembly
AUGCUUUUUUUCAUCUAUUAUAUCUGUACAUUUUUCUCUUUAUUUUUCUAUUCUUAUAAUUUUUCAAUUUUUUUUUAUUCUUAUUUUAUUCCUAUUUGUUUUAAAAGGUUUUUAAAUGUUUCUUUAUGGGGUUAUGGGUUUAUUCUUCAACUAGAGAUCUAUCUAUCUAUCUAUCUAUCUAUCUAUCUAUCUAUUUAUUAUUAUUAUUAUAUUUUUCUCAUGCAUAUUUGUUUCUCUAUAUAUUUGACAUUACUACUCUCUCAAUACCUUCUUUCUUUUCCUUCUCUUUACUUCCUAUUUUGUCUUUUCACUAAUUCUUUUACUCUUUCUUUAUUUUCUUCCGUUUUUCUUUCUUUUUCAAUCUCUCUCUCUCUCUCUCUCUCUUCUCUCUCUCUCUCUCUCUCUCUCUCUCUCUCUGUCAAUUCGCAUCUAUCUAUCUAUCUAUCUAUCUAUCUAUCUAUCUAUCUAUCUAAGUUAGUUCGUAUGUAUAUCUCAGUCAAUUCGUAUUUAUCUAUCUAUCUAUCUAUUUAUCUAUCUAUCUAUCUAUCUAUCUGA